This is a messenger RNA of Eucalyptus grandis, 1357 nucleotides long. RefSeq names its product hepatocyte growth factor-regulated tyrosine kinase substrate. Lineage: Eukaryota; Viridiplantae; Streptophyta; Magnoliopsida; Myrtales; Myrtaceae. The transcript has 10 exons. Gene Ontology annotation, cellular component: ESCRT-0 complex. The record is from RefSeq and is a predicted model, not a curated record. Gene Ontology annotation, molecular function: metal ion binding; ubiquitin binding; phosphatidylinositol-3-phosphate binding. Gene Ontology annotation, biological process: protein transport to vacuole involved in ubiquitin-dependent protein catabolic process via the multivesicular body sorting pathway; protein targeting to vacuole. Bases 249 to 1091 code for a protein of 280 amino acids.
UUCAGUGUAGACGACCGUGAUCGGAUCGCUGAUCGGGUGCGAAAGCGGGCGUGGUUUUCACCCGCACACUGCAAAAGCAAGAACCGCGUCAAGAUGCUCCAAAACCGUAGACCGGACAUGGCGACCAUCAUCCCUCGAACGCUCACGGCGAUCUCCUCCUCCUCCUCCUUCUUCUUCAACCCAUCAUUUCAAAACGUAUAAAAGCCCUGAAAAUCCCAUCGCCCGAGCUCAUCGACCCGCAUCGGAUAAUGGAGCCCCCUCCCUUCCAAGAAGCGGCCCGCUGCGACGUCUGUAAAUGCAGCUUCAACACUUUCCGGCGACGCCAUCAUUGCAGAUGCUGUGGAAGGACCUUGUGUUAUGAACAUUCAUCAAAUCAGAUGGCUUUGCCGCAAUUUGGUAUCCACUCACUUGUCAGAGUUUGCGCAGAUUGUUAUAAUAACCCUUCUCAAUCUGCAAAGGGUGAUAGAGAAGCUUCAGGAGAGGGAGUUGAUCACGUUACAGAUUCAGUUUCUAAAUUAGACAUUGGUGAUGUAGUUCCGGAGGAAAAACCAAUUGCAGAACAUCAAACUGGCCAAGGUGUUCCAGACUGCAAAUGCGGGAUGCCUUUAUGCAUUUGCGAAGCUCCUGCCCCAUUCGUCGAUUCGCUUCAUUUGCAGAGAAAAACCACUUCCAUGACUUCUCAGUCAAACCAAAGACCCAAACGAGACCCUGUUCCAAAGAAUAGGGGUUCCACCUCAACCAGCAAUAAUUCGUCAGCUUUGAAUGCUGGUCAAGUUUCCAAUGGUGCUCCAGAGAGACCUAAGAUGGAUUAUGAUGUAAAUGGCGAGGGUCUAAGGGAAGCAAUAAAGAAUGAUGAUGCUGCUGCAGUUAAGAAACUUCUCAGGGAGGGAGUGGAUCCUAAUUACCAUGACAAACAGGGAAUGUCUUUGCUGCAUUUGGCAGCAGUUUUUAACAGAACCGACAUUGCUUUUAUCCUUAUGGAGCAUGGAGCAAGUGUGGAUUACAGGAAUGCACAGGGAGAAACGCCUUUGGAUUGCGCACCGGCCACUUUGCAGUACAAGAUGCGGCAGAAAAUGGAAGAGGGUUGCUAGUACUCGUCCGACCCACUCCAGAUUUGUUUCAAAGGAAAUACUUGUUUAAUGCUUUAAGUGUGCUUCUUAUCUUUAUCACUUUAAGGAAAUAUCUGAUUGACACCAUCCGCACGUUUGAUUCGCUAAUUUCGGAGGUGGGUUAAUGAGAGCUCUUUUCUGAGGCAAAUAAUCUCUUCAAUUAUGUUGUGGGGCAAGAUUAGCUUUACCCUGGAUUUUCAAUUUUCUUUCAUCUUUCUAUGGAAAUGAAUAUUCUUGAGUUGUGCUGA